Oreochromis niloticus (Nile tilapia) is the source of this 7213-nucleotide messenger RNA. Its product is annotated as multidrug resistance-associated protein 4. The transcript is spliced from 31 exons. NCBI's taxonomy places the organism in Eukaryota, Metazoa, Chordata, Actinopteri, Cichliformes, Cichlidae. Gene Ontology annotation, cellular component: plasma membrane. Gene Ontology annotation, molecular function: ATP hydrolysis activity; ABC-type transporter activity; ATP binding. The record is from RefSeq and is a predicted model, not a curated record. Gene Ontology annotation, biological process: transmembrane transport. The coding region runs from base 251 to 4177 and encodes 1308 amino acids.
AUUUUUUUCUUCAGUGGAGGUUCAGAAAGCUCACUAGGCCCAUUUCUACUUUAGUUUAACACUCCACCUCUUGUUGUGCAUUUACACCUAGGAACAGGUGGAGACAGUUUAGUGAAAGACUGAACAGCUUCAGCAGUCUUGGCUUUACAUGAUGCAAGCCAACUAUACAUUUAGUGAUUGAAGUCGUCCCUGAGUGAACACGGUGUACAGAUGCGUACAGACAGCAGCCUCAGAGCACCCAUCUAAUACUAUGGAGACUACAAAGGCAGACAGCAGGCGCAAUCCUUUGGCCACUGCCAGCUUUUUUUCUAGGGUCUUUUUGUGUUGGUUAAACCCCCUGAUAUGGCUUGGCCAAAAACACAGGCUCGAGAGAAGUGACAUGUACAGCGUCCUUCCGGAGGAUCGGUCUGAAACCCUGGGAAAGGAGCUGCAGAGAUGUUGGAACAAUGAAGUUAGAAAGGCUUCAAAGGAACUACGGAAGCCGCAGCUCUCCAGGGUUCUUAUAAAGUGCUAUGGAAAGUCCUAUGCAUUAGCCGGCCUAUUUGAAUUUUUUCUGGAGGCAAUCAAAGUGAUCCAGCCACUUCUUCUGGGGAAAAUAAUCCUUUUCUUUGAGAAUUAUCACCCAGAUGAUCAGAGAAGUCUUUGCAUGGCGUAUGUUUACGCUGCUGCAAUGUCCAUCUCCACAUUUGGACUGACUAUCCUCCAACAUCUCUACUACUAUCAUGUCCAAAGAAAUGGCAUGAGGAUUAGAGUGGCUAUGUGUCACAUGAUCUACAGGAAGGCUCUUGGUCUCAGCACUGAAUCCAUCGGACGAACAACCACCGGUCAAAUAGUGAACCUACUUUCAAAUGAUGUUAAUCAUUUUGAUGAGAUUACACUCAGACUGCACUACUUGUGGGCGGGACCUCUGCAAGCAAUGGUGAUCAUCAUUUUCCUUUGGUAUGAGAUCGGCCCCUCGUGCCUGGCAGGUGUGGCAACAAUUGCAGUUAUGAUGCCGAUACAGACCUGGUUUGGAAAACUCUUCGGCAUCUUCAGGAGCAAAACAGCAGUCCUUACGGACAGCAGAAUCCGUAUCAUGAAUGAAGUGGUGUCUGGCAUAAGGAUAAUCAAGAUGUAUGCCUGGGAGAAACCGUUCUCAGCCCUGGUGACUGAAGUUAGAAAGAAAGAAAUGAGUCGGAUAUUAAAGAGCUCCUACUUACGAGGACUCAACAUGGCUUCCUUCUUUGCCAGCAACAAGCUCAUAAUCUUUGUUACCUUCACGGUCUACACUCUUUUGGGGAACACCAUGACUGCCAGCCAGGUGUUUGUCACCAUGUCCCUGUAUGGUACAAUUAAGGUCACCCUGACCCUGUUCUUUCCUCUGGCCAUUGAGAAGUUGUCAGAGACUGUGGUGAGCAUUCGCAGGAUUAAGAAUUUUCUCCUACUGGAAGAGAUUGAGAGAAAAAACAUUAGGUUGCCUUUGGCGGAAAAGGGUGAAAACUCUAUUGAGAUCGAGAAACUGACCUGCUACUGGGAUAAGAGUUUGGAUGCACCAUCUCUUCAGAAUGUUUCCAUCACAGCAAAGUCACAUCAACUUCUGACCGUAAUCGGACCAGUGGGGGCCGGAAAGUCAUCCCUACUGAGUGCAAUCCUGGGAGAGCUUCCUUAUGACACAGGCACACUGAAGAUCAAAGGUCAGCUAACCUACGCAUCCCAGCAACCGUGGGUGUUCCCUGGAACCAUUCGCAGCAACAUCCUUUUUGGGAGAGAACUUAACCCCAAGAAAUAUGAGCGGGUCCUUAGAGUCUGUGCUCUGAAGAAGGACCUGGAGAUGUUCCGAGAUGGAGACCUGACACUGAUUGGAGACAGAGGAGCCACACUCAGUGGGGGACAGAAAGCUCGUGUAAACCUGGCGAGGGCUGUGUAUGAGGAUGCAGACAUCUACCUUCUGGAUGACCCUUUAAGUGCUGUGGAUGCAGAAGUUGGAAAACAUCUUUUCGACAAGUGUAUCUGUGGCUUGCUGAAGAACAAGUGUCGUAUCCUGGUCACACAUCAGCUACAACAUCUGAGGGACGUUGACCAGAUCCUGGUCCUCAAGGAGGGUCAAAUCAUGGUCCAGGGAACCUACAGUGAGCUGCAGUCCACUGGCCUCGAUAUGGUGUCCCUGCUGAGAAGUGAUGAGGAGCAGGAGCAAAUGUCUCAAUUUGCUGACCCAGAAAAACUGUCUUUACAAAGUCGGUGGACAAAUGAUUCUGACAGUUCACACUGUUUCCUCAACUGUCCCCUUCCACCAGAAAGCACCUACACUGACCAUCUUCCUGUUGAAGCUAUUCAAACUAUUGCAGAGGAGACACGAGCUGAUGGAAAUGUCAGCAGUCAAGUUUAUUUUACAUACUUCACGGCAGGCUGUAGCCUUCUGGUUUUAAUGGUUAUAGUAUUUCUAAGUAUUAUAGCUGAGGUGGCAUAUAUCCUUCAGGACUGGUGGUUGGUAUACUGGGCAAGACAUGAUUUUACUAACGGCACAAACAGCAGAGUCACUGGUGUUAGCCUUAAAAGUGGAAUGAAUGUUACUAGUUACCAAGAGUUUAAUCUCUCUUUUUACCUCAGCGUUUAUUCAGGCUUGACAGCAGCAGCUGUGGUUUUUGGUUUUGCCAGGAGUUUAGUGAUAUUUCACGGACUGGUGAGAUCAGCUCAGACUCUGCACAACAGCAUGUUUAGUGCUGUGCUCCACACUCCUGUUAGCUUCUUUGAUGUCAACCCCAUAGGAAGAAUACUCAACAGGUUUUCCAAAGACGUCAGCCAAAUGGACUCCAUGCUACCUAUCACCUUUGUGGACUUCUAUCAAUUAUUUUUACAGAAUGUUGGCGUUAUCGCGGUGGCAGCCUCAGUUAUUCCUCUCAUCCUCAUCCCUGUUGUGCUUCUCAUGUUAAUCUUUCUGUAUUUGAGGAGCUUGUACCUUCGUACCUCACGUGAUCUCAAACGCCUUGAGUCAACAACUCGGAGUCCAGUUCUCUCACACCUGUCCUCUUCCCUUAAUGGUCUUUCUACAAUCAGAGCUUCCAGAUCAGAAGAGAAGUUAACGAAAGACUUUGAUGUCCAUCAGGACCUGCACUCAGAGGCCUGGUUUUUGUUCCUGAUGACCUCCCGCUGGUUUGCACUACGCCUCGACAGCAUUUGCUCCAUAUUUAUUACCCUCACAGCAUUUGGCUUGAUAUUACUCAGAGAUGGGCUGGUGGCUGGAGAGGUAGGCCUGGUUCUUACCUAUGCUGUGACACUGAUGGGAAACUUCCAGUGGACAGUGAGACAAAGUGCCGAAGUGGAGAACAUGAUGACAUCAGUGGAGAGGGUGGUGGAGUACACUGAGCUAAAAAAUGAAGGGCCCUGGGAAACUCAGCAGCGUCCUCCCUCUGAUUGGCCGAGCCAAGGAAUGAUAACCUUUAAUCGAGUGAACUUCUUCUACAACACAGACGGACCGCCGGUCCUCAAAGAGAUUAGUGCCACGUUUCAAGCCAAAGAGAAGGUCGGUAUUGUGGGUAGAACAGGAGCGGGGAAAAGCUCUCUGGUCUCGGCUCUGUUCCGCCUGGCAGAGCCCCAGGGGAAGAUCUACAUCGACAGUGUUGUGACCUCUGAGAUCGGCCUCCAUGACCUGCGCCAGAAGAUGUCCAUCAUUCCUCAGGACCCAGUUCUGUUUACUGGCACUGUGAGGACAAACCUGGACCCUUUUAACCAGCAUAGUGAUGAAGACCUGUGGAAAGCUCUGGAAGAGGUACAGCUGAAGUCUGUGGUGGAGGAGCUCCCUGGAAAGUUGGAGGCUGUCUUGGCUGAGUCGGGCUCCAACUUCAGUGUGGGCCAGAGGCAGCUGGUGUGUCUAGCUAGAGCCAUCCUGAGGAAGAACCGCAUCCUCAUCAUCGAUGAAGCCACAGCUAACGUGGACCCGAGGACAGACGAGCUGAUCCAGAAAACCAUACGAGACAAGUUCGAAGAAUGCACAGUGAUCACUAUCGCGCAUCGCCUCAACACCAUUAUAGACAGUGACCGCAUACUUGUGCUGGACAGCGGGACCAUCCAGGAGUUCGACCACCCCUAUACCCUGCUGCAAAACAAAGAAGGUGCUCUCUACAGGAUGGUGCAACAGAUGGGCCAGGCUGAGUCAGCAUCUCUACUGGAGUCAGCUAGACAGGCAGCACAGAGGUCCUGAAAGUCUGUGGCCAAUGAAGCGUGAUUGUUGUGCCUAAGAACUGGAAGCGUUCUACCACUUUUGUAAACAGGACGUUGCUAACUUGUACACUUGGAUCCUAGAACAGUAGAACCACCGGGUUUAAAUUGGACUCGCUUGGUAUUUUUAAAUAAAUGUGUAACUACUAGAAGAAAUCACUGCCGUCUCUGAACCAUGGCUUACACCUAAAUGAAAAAACACAACAAUGAUCAUUACAAAUGAUAAGGAUCAUUUAUACCACGAACCUUCCAGGGGUUAUAUUUACCCCUUUUUUUGAAAUGCUGAGCUCUUCAAUCGUGCUACACUUGGUUGCCUUGCAGUGCUUAUUGGUUACAUAUUUUAAUAACCACUCUCCUAUCCGAUGAGCCAUAGCUAAGAGGAUUAGCUGACAACACAAACAGAUAGGAAACUAGAGUUAUAUAGAAAGAUUAAUAUUUACUGCAGAAUUUAAAGGGGUUGGGAUAUUAAGGGAACAAGGAGCAGGUCAGAAAGGUUGACUGGGCAGGUUGCUGCCUAUGCAAACCAGAGAAUAGCUGAAUCUUGAAUGUACAGGAGUCAAGGGCUGAAAACUGGGGCUGGAGUAGACUGUGUGGUGGAUCUUCCAGAGCUUAUGUCUUUUUAGUAGUCUUGACUAUAGGAUGGGAUGAUGGUGGGGCUCUACUCCAACUGACUCUUUAUUGUGCUUAGUUGACAGUGUUGUCUUCUGCUACUCUAUAAUUCAAGGUUCACUAUGUUGGUGGUGUCAGGUUUCCAUUUAGCAGCAGUAAUAAUGUAGUAGCCACAAUGGCCCUACUGCGGUGAAAGAGUUUAGGUAUACUUACAACAGUCUCUGUAAAUUCUGGGAGUAAAUGCCUAAAUUUAUGUCUAGAUAUUGGCUCUAACAUGAAUUCUCUCCUUUAAAGCAACCAGUGAAUUUUCCUCCAUCAAUGCUGUUGAUAAUUAAUUAAUAAUAACAGCAAACCUCUUGUGACUCUCCAUUAACUAAGGAGCUGACGCUAGAUGGUAGUUUGCGUAGCAUAAAGACUGGAGAUGGGUAAAUGGACUGGUUCUCAUAUAGUGCUUUUUUUACUUGAGUACUCAAAGUACUUUAAACACCAUUCACACACACAUUCAUACAAACACUUUUUUAGGGAUUGAACCACCUACCGCCUGUCUAGUGAUGACAUGCUCUAACUCCUGAGCCACCUACCUGAGUAGGUGUUGUUUCAUAAUAAACCAAAUCCAUGAACAAAUUAUGUCUGAAAAUGACCAGUGGCUGCUAAUUUGUUUGCCAGGAACAUCGAUGAUUUUUGUAAUUUCAGUGUUUCUUUUUCAGCUUUGGAGUCUUCAGUUAGUAUAGAGAAGGUACAAAGCAGUUUUAAACCACACAAGUUCAGUUUAACUGGACUCUGUUGUUCUGUUAGAUGUAUUCCUAAUAGAGAGAGCUUCCAUUCUAUAGUAUGCUGAGCUUUCCUAAAGUAACUAGCUACAUUAUCAUUGGAAUAAAAUGCAUUCCUGUUAACAAUUAUAAAUGAAAAGAACCCAAAUAAGUCAUACAUGAAAACUCCUAUCCAUUAUUCAGUGAGAAAAACAGAUGUGGUAACAUAUCCAUACACAGUUUUUGGUUACCUUGGCACAUACCUGCAGUUUCCCAAACAUGAUGUUUAUUUCUUCUUUAAAAAGGGACUAAAAAAUUGUGUAUAUGUUUUUGAACCCUGACUUUGUUUUGUACAUUAUCUUAUCUUUAAGCCUGGAUUUGAUGUGAUUAGAUUUAUUGCUGUUCCCUGGUUAGAUGCCCAGGUUAUGAACAAUGUGAUGGUGUAAUAAACAGUUUGCUAGAGUUCUGCAAAUACUUGUAAUCGUGGCUGUUCAUAAGUAUUUUUCUAGAAAAGCUUCUAGUGUACAAAUCACUGACUGUGCUGGGGUGAAAAUAAUUCUCUGCGUUUCUGUGUAUCAACUACAGAACAUUUGGUUCUUGUUAUGUAUGCCUGUUAGCUAUUUCUGUGGCCAAAUAUGUGUCUGGUUGCAUCUCUGACCACACCCAACAGAGAUGUCAUAAUGUAGCAAUGAUUUAGCUACAACCGUAUACAUCACUGCUAUAAAACUCUCCUCUACUAAACCUUUAUUGAUUUGUUUUUGAAUAUUAUUCUUUUGCUUUGCUUGUCUUGUUUUACACUCUUUGUAAAUUACUUUAACUGUGUGAGACUUGUGUCUCAUUGAUUCCUUACCUUCAAUAUUAAAAGACUGCUGUCUGGAAAUGUGUGGCUCCAAAUACUCCUGUGUAGUGUUUUGAAAAUUGAAAUUUAUGGGGUGGUUUUGUAUUGUUUCUAUCAGUUUGUUUUUGGGGAUGUUUUUGUUAACCAGUGCUUGUGAAAACUGAACCUAAUGUUAGAUUUUGAAUGAGAAAAGUUUGCUGAAGUCAUUGUGUCAACCAUUUUUUUUCACAAAAAUUCAACUUGACCCAUUUUCUUUUUGUUACUCUUAAAAAAUUGAACAUGGACUGUCUUUGGCUUUUAAAUUAAAGCCAACAGUUUUCUGGGCAUAACAAAAUGUCUAUUUAAAUAAUCUGAAAAUCAUUAAUUAAAGGCCACAUGCACAGAAUGACAGAUGGUUUUCAGUAGACAUUUGGUAGACAGUAUUAAAGGGUCAUAAGAUUAAAAAUCUUGGAACCACUGCUGUUGGAAGAUAACACACUGACCUCAGUAUUCUGUAAAUUCCUGACCACAGCUGUAAAUCACUAUGACUCUUAACUGUAAAGGGCUUGAAAUGAGAGCAACACAAACUAACACAUUUUGCACUGCAGUUUGCAUUUAGCCUGGCACUGCUACACUGUCUAUUUGAGCUGGAAUGCACAGCUGCUACUGCUGCUGUCUUUGUGAAUACAUAUUUUCAUUAGCGAGAUGCGUGUGUGCCAAGAGCCCCCUGUGGUGUGCAAGCUGUGAUUCAGGAAUGCUUACCUUUCAGCUUGCAGUUGUUGAGGAAAGAUAGCAGAAUUGGAAAACUACUGAAGGCUGGGGGCGGGGCUGGGUGACUUUGUGU